Molecule: messenger RNA, 935 nt
Organism: Labrus bergylta (ballan wrasse)
Lineage: Eukaryota; Metazoa; Chordata; Actinopteri; Labriformes; Labridae
Gene: cd27
Product: CD27 molecule
Biological process (GO): motor neuron apoptotic process; activation-induced cell death of T cells; extrinsic apoptotic signaling pathway in absence of ligand
Cellular component (GO): external side of plasma membrane; CD95 death-inducing signaling complex; membrane raft
Molecular function (GO): tumor necrosis factor receptor activity; protein binding
Source: RefSeq, a predicted model, not a curated record
AAGAAUGGUCAAGCGUUACCUGAGUUAUGUGGAAUUACAUGUAAGCCCUGCUUAAUAAGCCAGUACAGCGAUACCUGGAACCUGGACCCCAGCUGCCAAUUUUGUACAGAAUGCAAGGAAGCAAACAUCGAGUACGAGUCACAGUGCAACAGCACUCAUGAUGCUGUGUGCAGAUGUAAAGCUGGCUACAGAUGCAAAGACCAACCCUGCACAAAGUGUGAACAGAUACCGACCACCACCAUUGCCAGCACACUCCAUCCACCCUCCACCACCGCCACCACCUUCACCAAAAUCUACCCGUCUACUAAAGAUAGCACGUGGUUCCUGGUGACAGUCGCCGUCCUGUGUGGAUUUUUUGCAAUUAUUGUCGUUGCCAAAAUCUACUCUUUCCAGCGCUGGAUCAGAAACAAGCUUGGUGGGUACAUCUUCUGUGAAAAGGCUGUACCUGUACCUACAUGCUCAGAGGAUAAUGUAUCAAAGCCUAUCCAGGAAGUGUGUGGAAAGUGUGAAAAACUCCUUGAUGUUUGAGUUAAAUACAAGAAGCUUGACCUGGAAGAGACACAAUUUUACAGGUGGAAAUUUAAAGCCACACAUCAGAUGGAAAGCAUUUCUCCUUGCUUUGGACUUUUUCAACAGACAGAGGCAAACAUCUCUCAAUCCAAUGGAGCCACAGAGAACGGUUGUUACAGGACUGAUGGGGUCUCCUGGCAGAGGAAGGAUUGUGUGAAAUCUGAGGCAUUGAGAUGAUAAAAGUGUUUUAAAGAGGACAUGUUACUUUUUUCACCUAAAACAGUCUCCUGUGGUCUAAAUUAAACAUCUGUGCUGUGCUCUGAUCAAAAUAUAACACGAAUCAGCACUAGAGGAGGUUUGUGACCCUGUAUAAACCAGCUCUCUCAGAACGCUCCGAUUUGGUGUGUGUCUCUUUAAAUGCAAUG